AAAAGUCAGGACUACUCCUAUCCGAAUCCGAAAAUAAGGAAAAAAAAAAAGUUAACUUUUUUGGACACACCAAUUAAACCAACAUUAACCAACCCAGGCAGAGAUAGCUAGAGCUGGUUAACCCAUUGCUAGACCCCUACGUUUCAAUAAUUCCUAUUAUAUACUCCUGUCAAGAUCAAAGCCUCACACACCUAAACCAGAGGCCACCUUAAAAAUUGAAUCUUUCUGUGUAUCUCUGCCACAAAAUUCCAUGGGAGACUACAACAGAUCAGACGAAUAUGGGAAUGGGAAUAUGCAGAUGGAGAGCUAUUAUGGGCCACCGCCACCCAGACCGGCCACUUCUUAUGAACUCAGGUCCUACAGUGCCUCCUAUGCACAGACCCAGAUGGCCAACUACAACAACAAAAAUAGGGACUUGAAGCUCAAGAAAGGAAAGAGUGCUUCUGCAAACUCUUGGGCUUUUGGUGACCCUGAGUUUCAGAGGAAGAAGAGGGUUGCUAGCUAUAAGAUGUACUCUGUGGAAGGCAAAGUUAAGGGCUCCUUGAGGAGAAGCUUCAGGUGGCUUAAACAUAAGUACACCCAAGUGGUUUAUGGCUGGUGGUGAUUCUCUGCUCUUAUCUUCUUGUAUGUUAAUUGCUAAAAGUUCUGUUUGAAUUUUACAAUUUCAAAUUUUGUGUCAUUCUAUAACUGUGUUUAUGAAGUUUGUGGGUUUUGUGAUCAUAAAAUUCAUGAUUUGGGUUGAUCAAUAAACUGAGUGGUAAAUUGGUGGGUAAACUGUGUUACUUUGUUGGCUCCUGCAGGAUAUUAUUUCAGGCUUGGAAGUUAUUUUA
Quercus robur (English oak) is the source of this 830-nucleotide messenger RNA. RefSeq lists its product as uncharacterized. Lineage: Eukaryota; Viridiplantae; Streptophyta; Magnoliopsida; Fagales; Fagaceae. The transcript has a single exon. Bases 251 to 604 code for a protein of 117 amino acids. The record is from RefSeq and is a predicted model, not a curated record.